CUGCGAUGGCGGACGGCUUCCUGCAGGUGGAGAACGUCGUCGAGGUGUCGCCGCCCACGCCGAAGCCGUUCUCCUUCGCCAAGGAGGACUGGCCCGACUGGAUCGCGCACUUCGAGCGCUAUCGGCGCGCCACCAAGCUGGACACCUCCGAUGCACGCGUGCAAACCUCAUCACUCCUGCUGCACAUGGGUCCACGCAGCACACGCAUCCUGGAGGAGAUGCAGCAACCCGAAGAAGCUUUCAUCUCCUAUGAACAACUCGUACGUGCCAUCGAAGCAUACUUUCAAAGCCGAACAAAUGUGGUCUUUGAACGCGCCAGAUUCAAUCUACGAGCACAAAAAGAAGGCGAACCCGUUGAAACCUACAUAGCUGCUGUAUGUCGACUUGCAAAAGGUUGCAAUUAUGGCGAAUUGGAAGCGGAAUUGGUGCGUGAUCGACUCGUGGUCGGUAUACGCGAUAAAAAGUGCUCGGAAGCGCUGCAAAUGGAAGAGAAUUUAACCCUGGAGAAGGCCAAAGCGAUUAUAAUCCACGCCGAGAAUAUAAAACGUGUGAAACAUGCGAAUGCGGCGAAAGGCAGAGGGAAUGGUUGCACGAAUGGAUCGGAUGCAUGUGGUAGAUGUGGGAAGCGACCUAGUCAUCCACUUGGAAGCUGCCCGGCACGUGAUGCCAAGUGCACGAAAUGUGCCAAAAAGGGACACUUUGCGAAGUGUUGUCAAACCAGCCAGAAGGUCAUUGAUAAAUGCAAAGAAAAAGAGAAGCAAAAGGAAGCCGAAGCGACUGCUACAACGACAGGGGAUAAAGAAAAACGCGGCGCGACGCAGAAGGAGGAAAGCUUCGAGUUUAUUUAACACACGACGCCAUUACGCUCUGCUCAUCUCUGCCAUGGAAACAUUUCCAAGACUUAUAGUAAUAUAAUUACAUUCUCCACACACACAAAAAGAUAUCAAAAAUAUAUUAGAUUCUAAGCUAUACAUAAUACAACAUCUAGUUAAUAAGUUAUCGAAGCGAGUUAUUGAAUGAACGUGCAAUAAUAUGUAAUAAUUCGAAACUA
Molecule: messenger RNA, 1051 nt
Organism: Dalotia coriaria
Lineage: Eukaryota; Metazoa; Arthropoda; Insecta; Coleoptera; Staphylinidae
Exons: 1
Coding region: 6-848 (280 amino acids)
Molecular function (GO): nucleic acid binding; zinc ion binding
Source: RefSeq, a predicted model, not a curated record